Oikopleura dioica is the source of this 4035-nucleotide messenger RNA. Lineage: Eukaryota; Metazoa; Chordata; Appendicularia; Copelata; Oikopleuridae. The record is from the annotation of a GenBank genome assembly.
AUGCGCAAAGCGGACCCCCUGGACCAGCUGGCCCCCCCUGGAAAUGAUGGCCCCGCUGGACCCCCUGGCGAUCCAGGACGAGAUGGAAACCCUGGUCGACCUGGUCCUCCUGGUCUUCCCGGCCCACCCGGACCUGGCGGCGAAGACAUGAUGGGCGCUGGACCAAAAGGCCCAGUCACCCCAAUCGUCGGACCACCCGGACAGAUGGGACCUCGAGGUCCUCCCGGCCCUGUUGGUAUUCAAGGCGCUCAAGGAAACCCUGGCCCAGCUGGUCAACCUGGUGAUGCUGGUGCUCAAGGACCUCCCGGACCACCUGGCAAAACUGGUAUGCCCGGACAGAACGGACGAGAUGGUGCUACUGGACCUCCUGGUAAACAAGGUCAAAUGGGUGUCCCUGGCGGUCAAGGUGCUCGUGGAUUCCCUGGAACUCCUGGUAUGCCCGGUGCCAAAGGUCACACUGGUCACCCCGGUCAGGAUGGAAAGGACGGUAUUCCCGGACGAAACGGUGAUGUUGGUGCUCCUGGCCCCGCUGGUGACACUGGUCCACCCGGCAUUGCUGGUCCUCCUGGACAACAAGGUCCGCGUGGUAUGACUGGUCUCCAAGGUGAAGCUGGUCCCAAGGGUAACGAUGGUACUCCCGGACGAGCUGGUCCUCCCGGCCCUCAAGGAAACAAGGGUCCCGCUGGUUUCAACGGUGCUACUGGUGCUAAGGGUGAGCCUGGACCAUAUGGUGACAAAGGUUCUCAAGGUCCUCAGGGUCCACGAGGUGAAAAUGGUAAAACUGGUCCUCCCGGUGCUGCUGGUAUUCCCGGUAACCCUGGUAUCGAUGGUGUCCCCGGCGCCAAAGGUUCCACUGGUAACGCUGGUCCCGUCGGCUCUACUGGUCUUCCUGGUCCACGAGGUCCUCCCGGUCCUCAAGGAAACAUGGGUGUUCCCGGUGUCAAGGGUAACCAAGGUUUCCCCGGCUCUACUGGUAUGAAGGGUGACCAAGGUCCCAAGGGAUCUUCUGGCGAGCAAGGUAUGAUGGGUAUGCCUGGUCCAGCUGGAGAACGAGGCAAGCGAGGUGAAACUGGCGAACCUGGUCCCGUUGGUCCUCAAGGUCCCGCUGGAGAACGUGGUCAACAAGGUUCCCGAGGUUUCCCUGGUAAGAUGGGUAACCCUGGUAUCAAGGGUAACACUGGUGCUCGUGGUGUCGCUGGUGAACGAGGUCUUCCUGGCAAGAUCGGUGAGCAAGGCCAACCCGGUCCCACUGGUACUCCUGGACAGCGAGGUAUCUCUGGCCGACCUGGAAAGAUGGGCCCAAGCGGCAAGCCCGGUCCACCAGGUCCAACUGGUCUCGACGGACGACCUGGUCCAAUCGGUCCCGCUGGUCCAAUUGGUCAGAUGGGUCAAAUGGGUCUUCCUGGUGAGAAGGGUAUGGCUGGUGAAGAUGGUAAGCCCGGUCUCAAGGGUGCUAAUGGAGAGCCUGGCCCAAUGGGUGUCACUGGCAAAGAAGGUGCUCCUGGUCCACAAGGUGUCCGAGGUCCUCCAGGUGUUCCCGGAGAACGAGGUGAAGAAGGUCCUCAAGGUGCCACUGGUCUUCAAGGUAACAACGGUCCUCCUGGCGCUCAAGGUGAUCCUGGAAAGCCCGGUGAAGCUGGCGCUCCUGGUGAUGUUGGUGCCCCUGGUGCUCCUGGUGCUCGAGGUGAUCGAGGACAUCCUGGUGAGCGAGGUCCACAAGGUCUUGUCGGCAAGGCUGGUCCACGUGGUGUUGCUGGUAUUCCUGGUGACGAUGGAAAGAAGGGUCCUCAGGGUGACCGAGGUGCUCCUGGUCCAUCUGGUCCACAAGGUAUCCAAGGUCCAGCUGGUGACAAAGGUCCCGCCGGUAACCAAGGUCCUCCUGGCGAGCGUGGUGACACUGGUAGCCCUGGUAACGAAGGUCCAAAGGGUGCUCAAGGUAUUGCUGGUAACCCUGGUCAACGAGGUCCCCCUGGCUCUCAAGGACCACAAGGUGAACAAGGUCCUCCCGGUGCUGCUGGCCCCACUGGUCCCGAAGGUGCUCCUGGCGCAGCUGGUGAUCGAGGUGACACUGGACCUCCCGGUCCUCCUGGACAGAUUGGUGCCCCUGGUAUCCAAGGUAACCAAGGAAAGAAGGGUGACUCUGGCGCUCCUGGUGUGAAGGGUGCUACCGGAUCCGUCGGACAAAUGGGUCCUCAAGGUCAACCAGGUCCUCCCGGUCCCAACGGUGUUGCUGGUAACAAGGGUGCUCGAGGUCACAAGGGUCCCCCAGGUCCAUCUGGCUUCCCUGGAUCUCCCGGCCGACCUGGUCCUCCUGGAUCCUCUGGAAACCCUGGUCAACAAGGUCCUCCCGGUCAAGAUGGUGCUGCUGGACCUAACGGUCAACGAGGUGAACCCGGUCCACCUGGUCAGCAAGGUCUUACUGGUGAUAUUGGUGCUCCUGGACAAAAUGGCGAGCCCGGUCCUCCUGGACAGGACGGUCAGACUGGUGAACCUGGUCCUCCAGGUCCAUCUGGCCUCGCUGGUAAUCCUGGUGCUACUGGUCUUCCUGGCCCAGCUGGUGUCAAGGGACACAAGGGUAACGAUGGACAACAAGGUGAACCCGGAAAGAUUGGUGCUCCUGGUAAAGAAGGUCCAGCUGGUCCACAAGGUCCUCCUGGUCUCCCUGGUCAAGUCGGUAACGUUGGUGACACUGGUCCAGCUGGUCCCAUGGGUCAGCCCGGUAACCCUGGUGCUACUGGCAAGACUGGCGCGAAGGGUGAACGUGGAAGCCCUGGUCCCAACGGUCCUCAAGGUCUUCAAGGAAACACUGGUCCAUCUGGUCCUCCCGGUCCUCAAGGAAAGAAGGGUCCCGAAGGUCCUCAGGGUAACAUCGGUAUCCAAGGUCCUCCCGGAAACGAAGGUGCUCGAGGUUCUCCUGGUCCACAAGGUCUUCAAGGCCCAAUUGGCAAGAAGGGUGAACAAGGUCUCCAAGGUCUCAAGGGUCAUCCUGGACGCACUGGUUUGACUGGUCCACCUGGACCAACUGGUAAGACUGGUGAAGCCGGUCCUCAGGGUCAACAAGGUCCAACUGGUUCCCGAGGUGAUGUCGGUCCACGAGGUCCAACUGGUCCACCUGGCAAGGACGGUAACGAUGGUCGACCUGGUAUGGACGGAAAGCGAGGUGAACGAGGUGACGACGGUAUGCCCGGCCCAGCUGGUCGACCUGGUCCCCCCGGUCCUCCUGGUCCUCCCGGCCCAGCUCCAUCAAUGAUGUUCGCUCCCGCUGGUGGCCAGAAGGGUCCAUCCAUGGAUCCCGCCAUGGCUGAUGAAGCUUUCGGACAGAUGGGCGACCAAGAACUUGCUCUCCGACAGCUCGAGAACUCCAUCCGAUCGAUGAAGCGACCCGCCGGUACCAAGAAGAACCCAGUCCGAUCUUGCCAAGAUCUUGCUCUUGCAAACAAGGCCGCUGGUGAGCAAUCCGUCUCUGGCAAAUACUGGAUCGAUCCCAACUCUGGCUGCGACAAGGACGCCAUCGAGGUCUACUGCGACUUCUCUGCCGCUGAGACCUGGACUUGCGUCGCUCCCAACAACGCCGUUGUUGAUGGUCGAACUCACAUCACCGCCAACCCAGCUCACACCUACAUGGCCAACAUGGCUGGCGGCUCCCAGAUCAGCUACGAGCCAACUGAUGCCAUCGCUGGUGUCAACUACGAAAGCCAGAUCACCUUCCUCCGACUCCUGGCUUCCAAGGCCCGACAGCAAAUCACCUACAACUGCAAGAACUCCGUCGCUGUCCAGAACGGUGCCACCGGCGCUUACACUGAAGCACUCAAGAUCCUCGGCGCCAAUGGUGUUGAAUUCACUGCCGAAGGAGCUGAACAGUACAACGUCCUCGAGGAUGGAUGUGCUAACAGCUCAGGCAGCUGGGAUCAGACCAUCAUUGAAGUAGCAACCACCAAGACUGCUCGACUCCCAGUUGUCGAUGUUGCUCCUUACGAUAUUGGCACUGACAACAAGCAGUUCGGCCUCGAAGUUGGCUCCGUCUGCUUCGCCUAA